This is a messenger RNA of Nycticebus coucang (slow loris), 3170 nucleotides long. RefSeq names its product protein ZGRF1-like. Gene Ontology annotation, cellular component: nucleus; site of double-strand break. Gene Ontology annotation, biological process: double-strand break repair. NCBI's taxonomy places the organism in Eukaryota, Metazoa, Chordata, Mammalia, Primates, Lorisidae. The transcript has 10 exons. The record is from RefSeq and is a predicted model, not a curated record. Bases 189 to 3170 code for a protein of 993 amino acids.
UGGAUUUUGUGCCAUGCCUUGGUAAAGUGAGGUGUUUCUCCGGUUUUCCUGGGACUGAAGGGUGUAUAGGCAGGGGGACUUGAGUGAUGUAAAUCGAAAGGAUGAAAGGAUCUGCUCGGUGGUAUAAAUAAUUGAAUAACCAUUGAUUAUUUUCUGGACGUGACUGGUUUAUAACUUCAGAAGAAACAAUGGAAAGUAAAGAAUUUAAUGUCCUAUAUACUCACCAAAAGACGAAGAAGUCAAAGGUGUGGCAAGAUGGAAUUCUGAAGAUCACUCACUUAGGAAACAAAGCCAUUUUGUAUGAUGACAAAGGAUCUUGUUUGGAGAGUAUAUUUCUUAAAUGCCUUGAGGUGAAACCUGGAGAUGACUUAGAAGGUGAUCGAUACUUAAUCUCAGUUGAGGAGAUUAAAGUCACUGGAGGUCUCACUAUUAAAAAGGAUGUCAUUAAAGAAGCACCAGAAUUAAGUUCAAAGAGGUUUGUGUCCUCUGGCCGGUCUCUUGGAUGUCAGCCUGCUGGUUUAAAAAGGAAGUUUACUGGUUUUCAAGGACCAUGUCAAGUUCCAAAGAAAAUGGUUAUUACAGAAAAUUACGAAUCACCUGCAUCACUGGAGGCUAAGAAACCUGGCCCUACUUUUUCUUCUCCAUUCUAUAGCACACCUAGUUUGUUUUCUACUGUUGGCAAGAAAGAUAUAAAUGAUACCUCAACAGACCCUGAGAACGUUGUGACUUAUAAGGACAAAGAGAGAAAUGACAUUCCUUUUUCUUUAGGUGUCCCUGCUCCAUCCUUCAAAAUUAACACAGAAUUGCUCUGUGAAGAAAGUUAUUUUUGCUGUCCUAUUAGUUCUGGAAGUAAGCAUCCAGACUCUUUACAGACCAGUGAGCCAAGAAAAGGAGAUAAUUUUUUGUCUCCCUGUUUAAGAGUUUCACAAAACAUCAGAAGCAAAGCACAGAUAUUAGCUCUUCUGAAGUCCAAAUCAACUAGUACAAGUAAGAAAUUAGAUUCUAAGAUUACAGAACACUUUCCCCCAAUACAACCACAAGAAGCUUUAAACAUUGCUACUAAACCAAAGUGCUUAAUUCAUCAGGAAAAAUAUACUGAGAUGAAGAGUACAGAAAAUUUACACUGUCAGCAUCAAUCAGAAAAUACCAUGAGAAAUAAAAACCAGUGGGCCGUGUACUUAUCCUCACAGAGUUCACCUGUACAUUCUUCUGUUGUAGGUGGAAGUGAUUCAGAAAGGAAACCCAAAGCUCAGGAAGAUGAUAUAAAUUUGAAUUUGAAAGAACUUUUGGUACAAAAAAGGACACAGUUGUUUGAAACAUAUAUUGAAAAGGGUGGAAAGUAUAAUGUAGAGAAGCCAGUAAAGAUUAAUGAUCAAUUCUGGAAUCAAGAAAUAAAAUUAGAAAUUCCUUCAUUUUGUGACAGUAAUAGCUUACAGAUUACUUGUAGCAGUGCAAAAAAUGAUGGUGUAUCAUCAGAAUCUGACAUUCAAGAAAAUAAUAGAUUAUCUUCUAAUCAAAAUGACAAGCUGUACAUAAAAGGAUCAGUUCUCAAUAGAGAAGAUGCUCCUCGGGAGGGAAAUAUGUGUGGUACAUCAGAAAAAGGGUGUAAACAACUGACAUCAUCUCUAGUAGAAUCAGAACAUCUACCAAUUGAAUCUUCUCUAAGUAGCAAUUCUAGGAUCUCCAAUGAUAUUACAGAUAUGUUUUCUAAAAGUAAUACUGAUAUUGAAAGUCUUAAUAGUAUUCAUGAAUCUCUAAGUAAUGUAACACAACCAUUUUGGGAGGUAAAUUUUGAUCUGAACAAUUUUGAGACCAGUGACACUGAGGAGGAAUCACAGCAAAGCAAUAAAAUUUCCCAGAAUUCAGACAGUUGGAUAAAGGAAAUUUUGGUCAACAACAACAAUUCAUGUGUUCAAAAAGAAAUUGGCAGUGAACAUUUGCCACUCUUGACAAUAGCUGGUGGCAAACCUACAGAAACAUUUCCUGUUAAAGAGACUGUGCCAUUACAGUUUUGUAAUACAACUUGUGUAGGUUUUGAUCCAGGACCUUGUAAAGCUGAAAAUGCUGGAAACGAAGCUGGAAAUGCUAGAAAAGAAAUAGAGGAGAAUAGUGAUACAUUAAACACUUUUGAUUCAUCCUUAGAGUGGACUAAUGACGUAUAUAUAGAUAAUAAAGAAGAUUCUAAUAAAUCUAUCCAAAAAGUCAGAACUAACCACGAUUUCGCUUUAGUCCCUAGUAAAUCUAAAGAUAUAAGCACAAAUUUACAUAUUCCUGAUUUUUUAAACAUGGCAACUGAUCAAACUCAUGAAAACAAUCUAUUUUCAGAAGAUGCUCAAUCUCAGCCUUUUAUUUUGGAAAGUGACUUAGACAAAAGUGAUGAACAGGUUUUACCAUCAACCUGUAGAAGUGACAACAGUACCCAACUAUUAAAUAUCAACCAGAAUGACUCUGAAUGUAUUACUCUUGAUAAAUCAAAUGUCCAAAUUUCUAGUUCUUUGUUUUGCCCACUGGGAAAAGAGCAUCUUAUUUUCAAAGACACAGAAGCACGUAUACCUGAAUCUGAAGAUUGGGGAAGGAUUAGAAGUUUAUCCCAUGACCAUGUUGAAGUCAAAACUUCCGGAAAAAGCAAACAAUACUGGAAUAAUCCUAGAAAUGCUUCAGAACUUUCUGAAUUAGUAAACAACAUUUCCCUUUUAAAGUCCCUGUCUGAACACAGUACUGCUUUAGACAGCUUGGAAAUAUUAAAAAAGGAAAAUGCUAUCCUUCAACAACAAGGAACUCAACAGAUACAUGAGCCAGAUAGCAGUCCUGAAGCUCGGAAAUCAUUUACUACAGUAGUUUCACAAGCUAUACCAAAGUCUUCUCAUCUGAACCAGGAUUCUCAACAGAUACUAAAAGAAAAUGAAGUUGAACGAAGUGAACCACCCCAGUCUUUGCAGUUUUUUUCCUUGGGAAAUAAAGAAGAUACUGCUUUUCUAGAUGUUAUUCCUAAACAAAUAGAGAGAAAAACCUAUGACCAUAAGGUAAAAUUUGUGAAGAAUAUUGAUUUUCUGACCAACAAUAUUUUCCUCAGUCUUUUUUUUCAUAUUCUGGGCAAGCUUUAUUACCCUGGUGAAGUAGAAAUCCUCACAUCCUCAAGGGGGCAGCAGAGAAAGCCAUUUGAAGCCUAA